AUGUCGCCCGCCCUGACCGUGAGCGAGCUCAGGCAGGCCCUCACCGCCCUCUCGCUCGACUCGCGCGGCACAAAGGACACGCUCCGCAAGCGCCUCGCUCGCUACACCCGCUCCGCCUCGACCUCCCGCCCCGCGUCUCCUCAACCCAGCCACGCACUCGACAAGCCCGACUCGCAGCGCUACCACUCGUUCCUCGUCUUCGACGUCGAGGCAACCUGCGAGCUCAUCCCCGAACCCUGGGGCAAGCUCGCCUUCUCGUACCCGAACGAGAUCAUCGAGUGGCCCGUCGUCCUCCUUCAGUGGCGCCGCAAAUCACGCACCGCCCCCUCGACCACCGACGACGCCAACGCCGACGACGACGACGAGUGGGAACUCGUCAAGACGGCCGAGUACCACUCGUUCGUCAAGCCUGUGUGGGCACCGAAGCUCUCGGCCUUCUGCACCGAGCUGACGGGCAUCACCCAGGCCGACGUCGACAAGGCGCCGACAUUCCCCGACCUGUGCAAGCGCUUCUACAACGACUUUAUCCUCCCUCGCCGCCUCUUCACGCCCGAGAACCGCACCGUCUGGGUCACCGACGGGCCUUGGGACCUGCGCGACUUUGUCGCCAAAACGUGCUACCUGUCCAAGACGCCGCGCCCGCCCUGGCUCGCCGGCGACAUCAUCGACCUGCGCAACCUCGCCGCCGCCUUCUUUUCGUCGCUCAAGAAGCGCUCGCCGUCGCCGCCGGCGGUCCCUGCGUCGAGUGGUGCCGGAGCGCGCGACGAGGGCGACGCUGUCGAGGUGCCGUCGACGCCUGCGCCCCUGCCUGCACCCCUCGCGCCGGCCGAUGCCGCCGUCCCCCCACCCUCGACCUCACUCGCCUCGUCCGCCCCCUGCGACCCAGUCUACCUCCCCUCGCACGCCCUCACGGCCCCGCCCAACCUCUCGCUCCCCUCGGUCCUCGCUGCGCUCACGCUCGCGCCCUUCGAGGGCCGGCUCCACUCGGGCCUGUGCGACGCGCGCAACGCGGCCCGGAUCCUCGUCGACCUCGCGGCGCGCGGCGUCGUGCUCGACGCGAACAGGAGGGUGCCCGAGGGCGGCAAAGGCGCGAGGGAGAGGAGCUGGGGGUGGAUGAGGACCGGGGCGGCGGCGGCGACGGCGGCCGGAGCGGGCGGCAGGGCGGAGGUAAAGUGGGAGGAGUGGAGCAAGAAGGAGGGCGAGCGGUUCGAGCGCGAGGUGCGCGAGGGCAAGCGGCAGCCGUGGUUGAGGCGGUGA
Molecule: messenger RNA, 1257 nt
Organism: Rhodotorula graminis WP1
Lineage: Eukaryota; Fungi; Basidiomycota; Microbotryomycetes; Sporidiobolales; Sporidiobolaceae
Exons: 4
Coding region: 1-1257 (418 amino acids)
Biological process (GO): exonucleolytic trimming to generate mature 3'-end of 5.8S rRNA from tricistronic rRNA transcript (SSU-rRNA, 5.8S rRNA, LSU-rRNA)
Molecular function (GO): 3'-5'-RNA exonuclease activity; nucleic acid binding
Source: RefSeq, a predicted model, not a curated record